GUGGGCGGCAUCGAGCCGGUACAAAGAUGGCGGCGCGGCGAUGAGCGAGGGACGGGAAUCACCCGAGGUCCAGGCUAUGGGCCGCCCACUAGGCCUCGCCUCCGCUCCGUAGUCUCCCUCCUCCCCCUGGGGCUGUGGCUGUGGCCAUGGACGAGAGGCUGGCGGCUGCCUGAGCCCUGCGGCGAGUGUCGAGGCCCCGCCAUGCCUGCCCCGGGCUCUCCCGGCGCCGCGCCUCCUCCCCCGGGGCCUCCACCGCCUCCUUCCCCGGCGGCAACGCUGCUCAACGGCGGGGCCGCAGUCGCGGUCGUUCCCGCCCCCGCCCCCGCCCCCGCCGUCGCCCGGGCCUCGGUGCCCGUCCUACAGAGUCUACAGGUGCCGGCGGGUAUGGUCCUUGUGCGGAGUGACAGUGGGCAGCUGGUGCUGGUACCACAGAGGGCCUUUGCUCAGGCUCAGGCCCAGGCCAAGGCUCGAGCGCAAGCACAGAGAGCUGGCAGCACCUCUGCCGCUGCACCCGGUACUACGCACACUGUCCGAAUCUCCAACGUGCAGACAAUUCGAACGCAGACUGUUGCCAAUCAAAUGAAGCCACUGGCUGCCCAGCAGACAAACCAAUUGCAAGCUCCGAUCCAGACAAACUCUCUACCACAGCGCAUCACUCUAGUGCAGUCGCAGCCUGUGACUGGAGCCAUUGCAACAAAAUCCCCGUCAAUAGUAGCGGCAAAACAAUCAACGCCUGUAAAUCAUUUGGCUGCCGUGCGAGUUGUACAAACCAGUGCUGCACCGGAAACGUUGGAAAAUGUGAAGAAAUGCAAGAACUUUCUUGCAACGUUAAUUAAACUUGCUUCCAGUGGGUCCCAGUCAAUGGAGAUGUCCAACAAUGUGAAACUUUUGGUGCAGCAACUACUGGAUGGGAAGUUGGAAGCGGAGGAAUUCACAAGCCAGCUGUACCAAGAGCUCAAGUCUUCCCCACAGCCUUACCUUGUGCCUUUUCUCAAGCGAAGUUUACCUGCCUUACGGAAGCAGACGCCAAACCCGCAGGCCUUCAUUCAGCAGUGCCUACAAAAACCUGCCACUCCAGCUACUGCACUUGCGGCUGCCUCUGGAGUAGCCAAGCCGCCUAACCCAGGGCAGGUCACACAGGCGGUCACAGUGACUAGUGCUGCACAGCAGGCAACGCCUCUGCAGGCCAAGGCACAGAUGGUAGUUCAGCAGGCUGGAGUACCUGGCAAAACCCAAGUAAACCUCCUGCAACAGACACAAAGACCUCCGAACCACAUCACCAUGCCUGCAGCGCAAAUCCAUGUCAAAAUGGUCCAAGCAGGUGCUGUGACUUCAGUGGUGAAAGUACCAGCCGUACAAGCAAGUGGGAGCUCAAGCGUUCUCGUGCGUGCCUCGACUGAGGAAAAAUUGAAAAAGGAAGGAGGAGGAGGAGGUGCAUCUUUCAGGGAUGAGGACGACAUCAAUGAUGUAACCUCAAUGGCUGGGGUCAACAUCAGUGAAGAGAAUGCACGCAUCCUUGCAACAAAUUCGAAGUUGGUGGGUGCUGUAAUCCGGUCAUGUAAAGAAGAAACAUUCCUGUCCUCUGUGCCCCUACAGACAAAAACUUUAGAAAUAGGUAAGAAACAUGGUGUGACGGAGGUGGACUCUGAAGUGUUGAGCACCAUAUCUCAUGCAACGCAAGAGCACUUGCGAGAACUCGUGGAAAAGAUCACUGUGAUUGCACAGCACCGUAUGAUGAUGUACAAGGGCGAUGACCAGUACAGCUUAUCAAGUGACGCGCGGUCACAGCUGAGGUUUUUUGAGCAGUUGGAUCAACUUGAAAAGCAGCGGAAGGAUGAGGACGAGAGGGAAACGAUGCUGCGACUGGCUAAAAGUCGAUCCAAGCAUGAAGAUCCAGAACAACUUCGACUGAAGCAACGAGCCAAAGAGAUGAAACAACUGGAACUUGCACAACUGGCGCAGCGGGAUGCAAAUCUAGCGGCUCUGGCGGCCAUCGGACCGAGGAAGAGAAAAACUCCUGAUUCACCGAGUCUGGGAGCAGGAAACGAGGGAUUAAGCGGAGGCGGGAGCGCACUUGGUGUCACACGGCCUCGACCCUUCCUGCGGCCCAGAGUAACACGCGUCAGUCUCAGGGAUCUGCUGCUGUGCCUAGAGCAAGAACGAGCGGCCAGGCGCUCCCUUCUCCUGUACCGAGCCUAUCUCAAAUGAAGCCAGUGCCUGGGACUGCAUCUGCACACAGGGCCCGGAGCAAGCAGGCCGCAUGGACAUUAGCAGCAAAACGGUGCGUCGCUUCCAGGCUCCAGACCCUAUUGUCUUUGUUUACUAUUCUGACUUUUUUUAACAAAAGAAAAAUCUGACGGGUACAUUUUGGUUUCAGCAAGAACUGGAUUCAUUUGAACUUCGAGUAUCACUUGUGAAAAUGAAUUCCCUCCAGUUCAAAGAUGCCUAACUCCAGGAUCUUGAUGUUUUGUACAUGAAAGAAAAUCUCUGAUCCGUAUCUAAAUUAGCGCUCUCAAUCAUUUAAAAAUUUGAAUGGCAGGCAAUUUAUUUUUCAUUAAAUACAUCUGCUGUGAUAUAAGUUCCUGACACAACAGGAUAAAUUAGAGAUUUACGUGGUUAAAAUAAUCUGAUUCUUUGUGCUGAUGUCACUACCCAAUUUGGCAAAUUCGGUAUUUGUGGUAAAAACGAUCUGUUUCGUUUUGCUCUCUGUUUGGUUAAUCUCUCAUGAUUUAUUUAACCAUUCGAGUGGCCUGUGUCAUCUCUUCCGCCUCAUUCAACAGCAGAAAAGUCUCUCUUUACGUGCAGCUUGUUUUUGUCUGUUCCUUUCUCAGGGACUCUCUCUCACACAACCUUGUCUUCCAAACUGUGAUGUUUAAACUUUCAGAAGGAUGUGAAUUUUUUUUUUUAAGUGUGUACUUUAUUCGACCAGAAUGAGCCAAGUAUUGGCCGUGCUCUUUGCCUGCUGAACAUCAUUGGAGUAAACAUCACGUCUCAGCCAGGGGUACUGAAUUUCCCCACCCUCCCCUUCUCAAAAUUAAUUCAUCCUGACCUUGAAUUGGAUUAGCAAUAACGACGCAAUGGUUUACACCAAUCCCAGCUACUUCUGCAGUUGGUAUAGAAUUGGGUAUGGAAUUAAAACCCUACCUAAUGCCAUGGCAACUCCUUGCCUGAGGAUCUGUACAAUUCCCAUCCACUGCCCAUCCAUUGCGGUAGAUAUGAUCUCGGUCGUGCAUUUGAAGAUUCUUUCAUGCUAGCCUUGCAGAUUUGCAUUGCAUGGGGUAACUCAAAUCGAGCAGGAAGUAAUAUUGAGAGGCGUUUGUCUGCGCAGCUGGCAAAGAGACCUGCCAAAGUGUGUGUGUGUGUGCGUGUGUGUGCGCGCACGCUUGCGUGUGUGUGUGUGUGUGAACAGUGCAUUUAUUUAUUGCCUGCAGAGCCACCCAACCCAAACUGAAUGAUGCACAUUGUGUACCCACCCUGAACCAGGCACAUCAUGACAGGUCCCACUCGAGUCAUGAAGAUAAAUAGCACAUCAUCGUCUUUCCCCCUCCCUCCCCUCAUAUGGAUUUAUUAAUUUCAGGCAUUGAACAAUCUCAGUUCUGUUUUUUGUCAUACAAGGUCCUCCCUCUGGAUGCAGCUCUUUAAGGGGAACAGAAAUCGCAUUAGCUACACCAGCUUGGCAUAUGCGACCUUGUGCAGCACGGUGGCGCAGCGGUAGAGUUGCAGCCUUACAGAGCCAGAGACCUGGGUUUGAUCCUGACGGUUGCUGCCUGUAUGGAUUUAGUACAUUCUCCCCGUGAUCUGCGUGGGUUUUCUCCAGGUGUUCUGGUUUCCUCACGUACUCCAAGACGUAUCUGUUUGUAGGCUAAUUGGCUUCGGUAAAAAUGUCAAUUGUAGGAUAGUGCGGGGAUUGCUGGCUGGCGCCGAAUCUGGGCUGAAGUGUCUGUUUCCGUGCUGUAUCUCAAAACUGAAGUAAAUUAAGCACGUAGGAGUUGGUUGGGUCAGAAUAAACGACUGCCCCUUCUUUCCACUGGAUUUGAGCAGAGCAUUCUAGGUUUGUUUUGCCCGAGGGGUGGGGAGAUUGGGGGACGAGGACUGCGUUUGCAUUUGCUGCAUUAUUUGUGGUCAGCAUUAUCUGUAGAAUACAGUUGGGGUCCAUCUUGGAUUUGAGCAAGUCUGAAACAUUGCAUUACUGACCUAGUUCUCUUGAGGUGCCAUCAGGUAGGGCUUGUCCAGGUACCGUUGAAUGUACCCCUGACUGUUUUCGCUUGCACCUUUUUUAAACUCGAGCAGUGUGUAUAUUGUGGUGAUUAUUUACUGCUGGUGGGACCUGGUCUCAAAUACCAGUCUGUUCUCGGAGAAAAAAAUGUUUCUAGACAUCUCAAGGCAGUGAGUAAUGCCAACUUGGUUUAGAGCCAUCUGCCGGAUGCAAGGCCAGGAAAGGCUUCCAACACGGAUGUGCGUGAGAUCCCACCAAACGCCAAGUACGGAGUUCCCUCUGCCUGCAAACAAGGAAAUGCAUUUGGACAAAGGGGUCCCAUGGUGGGAUGGUUGUCAGCCAUUACAGUGUAACUCGCUGACGACCUAAGGCUUUGCAUUUCCACGCAGGUGGCUGAAGUCUUCUGUUGGUGUCCCCUAGUUGGAAAGGCAAAGGAAUGUCGUUCAGUCUGUAAGCUGUCAUCUUACUUGCUUUGGUCUCUCUGGGAUUGCUGCCCUCCUGAUGUUGUGUAUUUGUCCCUGUGCCCAGUCAGUGGAGGUCCUGCCCGUGACAAACCUACUCGUUUACAAAUUAGGUGGCGGGAAGACUCCAACACCUGAGAGUGGUGUCUACCUAGGUCCGUGCCCCAUGUAGGAUGGGUGAGCAAAUGAGAGACUGCUGCAUCUGAGAGAGUGGAAGUGAGGAAUACCCCUGCUUACAAUCAAUGCAGGAUUUGCCCUCUCCUGAGACUCAACCUGUUGUUCUGAGCAAUAGUUUUCAGCUUCUGCUUGGGAGGACUGCAAUUCCACUUGUGAUUAAUAAGUUAUAAGGGCAGAAUUGGGCCAUUUGGCCCUUCAAGUCCACUCCGCCAUUCAAUCAAGGAUGAUGCAAUCAAUAAUGCAGAGGAUAUUGAUUAGGGGUGGGGUAAUUUAGAUACUGCACUGCCGUGGGACACCAGGGCAGUAAGGAAGCCCUUGUUGGUGUCAUGGUUGAUGUAUCUCUUUGUGACCUUUCCCUGUGCCCGCACCCUUCUCCCGCAGCCUUGCUCCACCCAAAAAGGUUCCGCAGAAACAUUUGCAGAACACCCCUCGUUAAUUUGAAGCUUUACCAGGGUUCCCUGUGCUCCGUCUCCCUGUCCCUUUCCCUUUCCCCAGUUACCUUCUAGCGAACUUGACGCAAGGUGAAGCUGCCGCCAUUGCAUUGAUAAAGUGAUGUACAAAACAAUUUCUGCCCACUUUGGCAGUGUUCUGUCAUGGGUUGGAAGCCAUUUUAUAUUUUAAAAAGCUCCUGGGGGGAGGUAUUCGACUAUAAUCGUAUAAUUUUGUUGCCAUUUUGAGUAAUAUAUAGAGCAAAUUGAUAUUAUUUUUCCAAUGAUGGGCAUGGGUAUCCUUCAAACACUGGGGUGAGAAAGGGAAUGUAACAAUGAGUGUCUGACAAUAUAUAAUUGUCUGUAUUUAUACAGCCAUAACUCCUUGAACCUGUACAUCUUGGUUUUGGACCCAGGUGUAAAUAGUAAAAUGCAAGACAUUAGAAAUGUAUAAAUAUAUAUAUAUAUAUAUAUAAAGAUAAUCUUGGGCCCAUGUGCAUCUAGUGAUAUCAGGUCCUUUCAUUUGUAUAUAUGCUGAUGCACAUGCUGUGAAAAGCUUAUUUUUAUUAAGUAAUAUGUAUAUAAGAUGCAUUUUUUUGGUAACUAAUGGAGCUUUGUACGCAUUUUUGUAAGACAUAUUUUUGUUAAUUUCUGAGCCAGAAUUGAAGUAUCCUCAAAUGAAAAUUUGGAUGAAUGUUGUGUAUAUCUAUAUAUAUAUAUAUAUUUGGUUUUGCAUAUCAAAGUUUAAAAAAUCAUAAAAAUAAAGACACGGA
Molecule: messenger RNA, 6055 nt
Organism: Leucoraja erinaceus (little skate)
Lineage: Eukaryota; Metazoa; Chordata; Chondrichthyes; Rajiformes; Rajidae
Product: transcription initiation factor TFIID subunit 4-like
Exons: 15
Coding region: 202-2208 (668 amino acids)
Biological process (GO): DNA-templated transcription; transcription initiation at RNA polymerase II promoter
Cellular component (GO): transcription factor TFIID complex
Molecular function (GO): DNA binding; RNA polymerase II general transcription initiation factor activity; protein heterodimerization activity
Source: RefSeq, a predicted model, not a curated record